ACAAGUGAGUGAAAAAUAGACAAAGAAAUCGUGAAGAAUUGCACGGAGGUGCAAGCCACAUUUUAUCCUCUCCAAGUAAUGGUGGUUGGACUGAGAAAGUGCUAAACCGAAACUGUAAUAGGUCUGGUUACUUGGGUGUCUCUCUGUAUUAUCAUUGUUGCCUCUUACUGUUACAUUUGCUGUCUGUGUUGUCUCUCCAGAUCCCAAUGUUUUCAGAUAAUUCACAUUGCCCUGACUGUGGGCAGCAGUGGUUCCCUAGUUUAGAACUAGGCCAUUGGUUGUACCAAACUGAACUGGUUGAGAAUGAAUGUUACCAAGUGUUCUUAGACCGUAUUAACAGAGCUGAUUAUUGCCCUGAGUGUUACCCUGAUAAUCCUGCUAAUAGAAGCCUUGUUCUUCCUUGGUCUUUCCCACUUGAGUGGGCUCCUCAAAAUCUUACCAGGUGGACCUUUGAAAAAGCCUGCCACCCAUUUCUUUUGGGUCCUCCACUGGUUAGAAAAAGAAUACAUGACUCUAGAGUUGCUGGUUUUAACCCUGCACUACAGUUAAUCCUGACGAGGACAGACAAAACCUUAAACAAAAAACUUGGCCAAAGCAAGUAACUUCUUAAACAGUCAAGAUCAUGGAGACUCUAGAGGGUUUUGUACUAGUAACCCAAGGAAGAUGGAAAAAUGACUCCUUUCUAAAUCUGAUCCAGACUGUCACUGCUUUGGGAAACUGCUUAAAUUGUUGGAUCUGCUUCCAGGGUCUAUACAUCUCUUGUUCAGCAUGAAUUUAAUUAUUAGUCCAAGCCAGACUGUUCCUCUGGAACCUGACUAAUCCAUAUUUCCUAUGUUUUGGAAUUAGCUUGCUCCUCCUAAAAAUCUCCACAGCCUAAUCAUUGACGUUAUUAUGACAAGGUAGUCCUGGAGGAGAAGCCUAUACUGUGUGUACUUUAAUUCUAGUAAUAACUUUUGUGGGAAAGCAUCCUUGUAGCUGAAUUCUAGAUUAUUCCAGUAAAACAAUUAGACGUUUAAUAAGAAUCUAUAUUCUCAAUUCCACCUCUUAUAUAUUAAUCAGUGAUAAUUAUAUAUAUAUAUAUAAGGUUUAUUCAUAUCUAACCAAAUGUUCAUCACUGGCUCUAUUUGGUUUAUUCUCAGUGUGGCUUUGACCUUCCUUAUUAACUGGUCACUGUCAGAGAAACCACAUUCAAUCAGGCAAUACCUGUAUAGGUUACAGGAAAAUAUGCAGAAAUGCCACCAUCUAGUUACUUGGCUCUACAUAAGCAAAGACUCUCCUGUCUUUGUGGUGACUGAACUUAGAAUGUCCUCCUCUGGAAAUGGAAAAGUACCUGUAUUAGGGGCUAGGUGACAGAAGGAGUUAUCAAACUUGACUCCAUAUAGAUUAUGAACAGUUUAGGGGAAGCAUUUUUCUUAGAACUAAAAAGGACUUACCUGACAUUGGCCUCAUUCUGGCCUUCACUUGUUCAUGAGAAUCAUGGAACCAGAGUUUGAGUUAAGAAACUUGGAAAAAGCAGCUGAAAACAUCUCAGAGUCCACUUAACAAUUUAAAAAUUCCACUUAAGAUGCUAAAUAAUACAUUGCUUAUGUAGAAACUCAACAAUGGUCUCAAGGUCCCAGGUUCUUUCUGUCUUUCCCCUCUGGGAUCCUUAUUGUAUUGGCUUUUUGCCCACAUAGUUGUUUUCUCAGUGAGUACAAUGUAGCUUGUUGCUGCUCCAGACAUUUCAAUCUCUCUCAAAGACUGGAAGUAGGGAGCAAAAAGCUUUGUUCUUUCAAGUCUCUAUUUUUUAUUUGGGAAGAAAAUCUCUCUCUCAAAAGUCCCUCAGAUUUUUCCUUACAUUAAUUACAUCAGGGAUUUUCCCUUACAUCCUUGAUUCAGAAAGGAGCCUGGGAAACCUGACAGAGGGGAAUGGAGUUGACAUUGCCUGGGUAGGACACGUUGUCUCCCCUAAUAAAAUCAGGGCUCUUUGAGGAAGAAGUGAGGGAUGAAUGGCUGUUGGUGUGCAGCAAAUCAUGCCUGCCACAUGUUGUUUAAAGUCAUCUGUUGGUCUGUAUAAAGAGUGUACCCCGAGAUCUGCCCUGUAUCUGCCUUAUGUCUGUCAUGAUUGACGUUCUCUUCUGUUCUAUUGCUGAAUAAAUUGUGUGUGGACUGCCA
Molecule: messenger RNA, 2154 nt
Organism: Dama dama (fallow deer)
Lineage: Eukaryota; Metazoa; Chordata; Mammalia; Artiodactyla; Cervidae
Product: torsin-1A-interacting protein 2
Exons: 1
Coding region: 207-602 (131 amino acids)
Source: RefSeq, a predicted model, not a curated record